AUGAAUGUGUUUGAUACCACUGAUAAGCAACCUAAUGAGGGAUUCAAUAAACGCGCAGAAAUAUUUAAACUUAGUGCUACAGUGGAUAUGAUUGGACGGUUACACCUAGACAUGUUUCAUCAAGAAAGACUUUUGUUGAACAUGGUCGACAUGAAAAUUAAACUUAUCCGCAGCAAACCGGAAUUUUGCUUAUUGGGAGAAGGAAAUUUUAAAGUGUCGUUGGAACAUGCCUCACUAUUUGUAAGCAAAGUUCGAGUCAGUUCAGGUGUAAUUUUAGGGCAUGCAAAAAGUUUAGAAAAAGCGACAGCAAAAUAUCCUAUCAACCGAGUGCUUUGCAAAGUGUAUUCUAUUCCAUCAGGAAAUAUGAGUUUUGUCCAAGAUAGUAUUUUUACUGGUCAGAUGCCUAAACGCUUAAUUAUUGCUUGCGUUGAUAACGAUGCUUUCAAUGGAAACUAUAAAAAGUCUCCCUUUGAAUUUAAGCAUAACCAUAUCAAUUUUAUUGGCAUUUACGUAGAUGGGCAACCUGUGCCUCAUAAUCCUCUUCAACCUGAUUUUAUGAAUAAAACCUUCAUUCGUGCCUAUCAGAAUUUAUUUACCAAUGCUGAAAACCGGGGAUUGUAUCUUUCGAGAUCAGAAUAUCCAGAAGGAUAUUGUUUAUUUCUUUUCGAUCUAUCACCUGAUUUGUGUGAUGGGUCUCAUUUGAAUUUAGUGCGUCAUAGUAAUUUGAGACUGGAGGUAAAAUUUGGUUUUCCUCUGCCAAUAACAACAUCGUUAAUAGUCUAUGCAGAAUUUGAAAAUUUAAUAGAAAUCAAUAAAUCUAGAAAUAUCAUCUACGAUUUUGGUAACUAA
This is a messenger RNA of Stegodyphus dumicola, 849 nucleotides long. RefSeq lists its product as uncharacterized. The record is from RefSeq and is a predicted model, not a curated record. Gene Ontology annotation, biological process: deoxyribonucleotide biosynthetic process. Gene Ontology annotation, molecular function: ribonucleoside-diphosphate reductase activity, thioredoxin disulfide as acceptor. Lineage: Eukaryota; Metazoa; Arthropoda; Arachnida; Araneae; Eresidae. Gene Ontology annotation, cellular component: cytosol.